AACCGUCGGGACGCAAGGAGGGUCCUAGGGAUCAAGGAGUAAUAAUACGUACUUCGCAUACCCAUUUAAGGGACGUUCUGAUGGCAGAUAAAAUCUACCCGCCACCGCCGGGACCACCUCCCGGCUAUACAGAGGGCCCUCCGCCUCCAUAUCACAACUGGCAGGAGGCAGUUCCUGACACAACGGAAUAUCCGCCCCCGCCAAUAUCAGGCAACUACUACUCUAAUGCUGGCAAUGCCUCUGCCGAUGAUGCAGAGCGCGCACACAAUUUCUGCAACAGCACUCCACUGUAUCGACCGGUCCAACCGUCUACUGUUGUAUACAACUCUGUUCAAAACUAUAAUAUAUCACCGGUCCUGCCGGCAGAGUUCCGCGGGAACAUCUCUGGCCAUCACGGCCGUUGGAAGGGAUCUACCAGAAACAGAAAUAGUGAUUGCGUCCUGCUAACGAAUCUACCGAUCUAUUUUGCAUUGGUAGACUCGCCGUUUGUGACGGAGAGAAAAAAGACUAUCUAUUAUGAAGUCAAACUGCUUGGUCUUCGUACAGGGCCAACACCGAACGAUGCUAGCGGGCUAUCCAUCGGAUUCGCGGCGCAACCGUACCCUACCUGGCGAUCUCCGGGCUGGGAGAGAGGCAGCCUUGCUGUCUUCUCGGACGACGGAUGCCGUUUCACAAAUGAUUCGUUUGGUGGGAAGGACUUCACGGAUCCUUUUAGAGUGGGGGAAACCGUGGGUCUUGGGAUGACUUUUGAGCUGGAGACCCCAGUCUCACAGCCUACUCAAAAACUGAGCGUCAACAUUUUUUUUACUCGGAAUGGCCAGCACGCGGGCGGAUGGGAUCUGCAUGAGGAGGUUGACGAAGAAGCCGGUAGCGUUGAGGGCCUGGGGGGUGAAGUCGAUUUAUACGGGGCCAUUGGGUUAUUCGGGGGAGUUGAUUUUGAGAUAUGUUAUCAUCCAGGGGGUUGGCUCUACCGUCCGCAGUGAGCAGCUCGGGUGAACGCCAUAUUACUGACAACGAAGACAAAUAUUGAUCCUCGGGUGCGGUGCAAGUAUAGACCGUCACCGGCGCAAUGUAAAACACCGAUACCAACUCACGAUGAACGCUCCUUGCUUUUCCAAUUAGAAUUCCUACCUCGAAGCUAGCUUUGCUUCUGGGGCGAGAAGGUUAUGCAAUGUACCUACUGCAGUUUGCAAUAUUGAAGAUUACCGUAGAC
Messenger RNA from Aspergillus nidulans FGSC A4, 1213 nucleotides. RefSeq names its product SSH4 family protein. The coding region runs from base 81 to 983 and encodes 300 amino acids. Gene Ontology annotation, cellular component: membrane. The transcript has a single exon. Lineage: Eukaryota; Fungi; Ascomycota; Eurotiomycetes; Eurotiales; Aspergillaceae. The record is from RefSeq and is a predicted model, not a curated record.